Messenger RNA from Cylicocyclus nassatus, 447 nucleotides. NCBI's taxonomy places the organism in Eukaryota, Metazoa, Nematoda, Chromadorea, Rhabditida, Strongylidae. The record is from the annotation of a GenBank genome assembly.
UUUCAGACCUAAAUCAUAAGUCCCAUGUUUCUUUCGAUUGCCACUCUGUUUGCAACAGCAUUAUGCGUAACAGGAUUAGAACGGGGACGUCCAGUAUGCUCCAUAGACUUCGAAGAGGACGAGAGUAUGGCCGAUUUUCGCAAGUUCGCCAAUGCUCCAGCUAAGAUUGAAGCUUUUCUUGGAAAGACGUUGGCUGAUGACGACCGCACAAGAAGAUACGAGGUUUACCACAGUAACCCAUCGUGGGUAGCUAUGCUCGUUAAUGUCGUCGAGAAAAAAGCAGGGGAACGCCACUUCAUCAGAUUAAGCAGAAAAGGUCACCGUUGGAUACCGAUUACAAUCAAGGAAAAGGGAUUUGAGAAAUGGAAAACUGUUUGCACUUUGUGACUUUUGCAGUACAUGACUUCAUAUCUAAGAACUCUACUAUAAUUAGAGUGAUAAUGAAGG